Molecule: messenger RNA, 6983 nt
Organism: Cercocebus atys (sooty mangabey)
Lineage: Eukaryota; Metazoa; Chordata; Mammalia; Primates; Cercopithecidae
Gene: SEMA6D
Product: sema domain, transmembrane domain (TM), and cytoplasmic domain, (semaphorin) 6D
Exons: 20
Coding region: 1295-4555 (1086 amino acids)
Biological process (GO): negative regulation of axon extension involved in axon guidance; axon guidance; neural crest cell migration
Molecular function (GO): chemorepellent activity; semaphorin receptor binding
Source: RefSeq, a predicted model, not a curated record
UAAUGCUCUUGUGGCGCCCGGUGGGGGUCGGAACCUGAGAUCCCGUAUCGGGUCUGUGUGUGUGUGUGUGUGUGUGUGUGUGUGUGUGUGUGUGGCCAGUGGACGGUUGAUUUCUUUUCCAAGCUGCUUUCUGCCUGCCGUGUGAGGGACGCGCGAAGGGCUACAGAGGUUUGGCGGACGCGUCAAAACUGGCAAAGCUGGCGGCUUAGGGGGAGGGGCAAGUGGACUUGGAGGCCCUCCUCCACUGUGCACCCCCUUGGAAAAAAAAGCGGAGGGGGCACCAAGUAAAAGUUUCUUGCCAGGCAGAGCCAGCUCGGCGUCCCCUACACAUAGUUGGGGGGAGCAGGGGUUGCUUCGGUGCCGGGCACGGCGUCUCGAGCCAGCCGGAGAGAGCUGAGCCAAGGCCGAAGGAGCCGCCUGCAGGUUUAGCCGCCCCUCCCGCCCGUUGGCCCUGGAGCGGACGCUGGGACGGCCGGGGUCUGGCAGCUCCGGCCCGGCUAGGAGCGGGUGAGCGGGCGAGCAUUAUUCGUCUGCGUCCUGGAGAAGGGGCGCAGUGCUGCAGCUGAGGCCGGAGCAGCCCCUCGCGGGCGCAGGAUACCUGUCAGUGAGCCCCGGGAUUGCACGGCCCCCGGGUAGUGCUUGCCGGCGAGGGGCAGGGACUCGGGUGACUUGGCCACCCCCAUCCCCGGCCCCCCGGGCCCGGGCACCGGCUCCGGCCCGGAGGGCGGCCACUUCCCACCGUCCCUCUCCCCCUGCUGGCAGAGCGCGCUGCGGGCGGACUCACGGGCCCGGAGCUGCCCACCGCCCACCCCACCUCCCACCCGGCGCCCGGUGUCUCCUCCCGGCCGCUCUCCCCAGCAACUUUCCGUGCUUUGUUCCCCGGCUGGAAAUGCUUUACGGAAGCGUCUUGGACAGGGUCUCCGCCAGGCGGCAAGAGCUCGGUUCUGAGAUGUGUUACGUUCUCAUCUCCCCAUCAAUUAUGGAUGGAAACAAAUAAGGAAGAGUCAAUUUUGCAUGAGCCCCUUCUCCGGCUGCAAGAGGCGUCCUGCAGCCGGGAGGGAGCCGCCGCUCGCGCCAGCAGCCGCUGGCAGGGGCUUGGUGAGGAGGAAGACUUCAAGCCUGCAUAUUCUAGAUGCCUUUCUAGAGGAAGCAAGAAGCAGUUGGGGUAUGCCAACCAGGCAGUAUUUAUUGAAUAUUUAUCAUUUGCAAGGAGCUGUGCUAGCCAGUGUUCCAACACCAGGUAGCUCAGUGGCAUUUCUGAGCAGGGGCUACCCUGACUUCACCUUGGCCCACCAUGAGGGUCUUCCUGCUUUGUGCCUACAUACUGCUGCUGAUGGUUUCCCAGUUGAGGGCAGUCAGCUUUCCUGAAGAUGAUGAACCCCUUAAUACUGUCGAUUAUCACUAUUCAAGGCAAUAUCCGGUUUUUAGAGGACGCCCUUCAGGCAAUGAAUCGCAGCACAGGCUGGACUUUCAGCUGAUGUUGAAAAUUCGAGACACACUUUAUAUUGCUGGCAGGGAUCAAGUGUAUACAGUAAACUUAAAUGAAAUGCCCAAAACAGAAGUAAUACCAAGCAAGAAACUGACAUGGCGAUCAAGACAACAGGAUCGAGAAAACUGUGCUAUGAAAGGCAAGCAUAAAGAUGAAUGCCACAACUUUAUCAAAGUAUUUGUUCCAAGAAACGAUGAGAUGGUUUUUGUUUGUGGUACCAAUGCAUUCAAUCCCAUGUGUAGAUACUACAGGUUGAGUACCUUAGAAUAUGAUGGGGAAGAAAUUAGUGGCCUGGCAAGAUGCCCAUUUGAUGCCAGACAAACCAAUGUUGCCCUCUUUGCUGAUGGGAAGCUGUAUUCUGCCACAGUGGCUGACUUCUUGGCCAGUGAUGCCGUUAUUUAUCGAAGCAUGGGUGAUGGAUCUGCCCUCCGCACAAUAAAAUAUGAUUCCAAAUGGAUAAAAGAGCCACACUUUCUUCAUGCCAUAGAAUACGGAAACUAUGUCUAUUUCUUCUUUCGAGAAAUUGCUGUCGAACAUAAUAAUUUAGGCAAGGCUGUGUAUUCCCGCGUGGCCCGCAUCUGUAAAAACGACAUGGGUGGCUCCCAGCGGGUCCUGGAGAAACACUGGACUUCAUUUCUGAAGGCUCGGCUGAACUGUUCUGUCCCUGGAGAUUCGUUUUUCUACUUUGAUGUUCUGCAGUCUAUUACAGACAUAAUACAAAUCAAUGGCAUCCCCACUGUGGUCGGGGUGUUUACCACACAGCUCAACAGCAUCCCUGGUUCCGCUGUCUGUGCAUUUAGCAUGGAUGACAUUGAAAAAGUAUUCAAAGGACGGUUUAAGGAACAGAAAACUCCAGAUUCUGUUUGGACAGCAGUUCCCGAAGACAAAGUCCCAAAGCCAAGGCCUGGCUGUUGUGCAAAACACGGCCUCGCUGAAGCUUAUAAAACCUCCAUCGAUUUCCCGGAUGAAACCCUGUCAUUCAUCAAAUCUCAUCCUCUGAUGGACUCUGCUGUUCCACCCAUUGCCGAUGAGCCCUGGUUCACGAAGACUCGGGUCAGGUACAGACUGACAGCCAUCGCAGUGGACCAUUCUGCCGGACCCUACCAGAACUACACAGUCAUCUUUGUUGGCUCUGAAGCUGGCGUGGUACUUAAAGUUCUGGCAAAGACCAGUCCUUUCUCUUUGAACGACAGCGUGUUACUGGAAGAGAUUGAAGCCUACAACCAUGCAAAGUGCAGUGCUGAGAAUGAGGAAGACAAAAAGGUCAUCUCAUUACAGUUGGAUAAAGAUCACCACGCUUUAUAUGUGGCAUUCUCUAGCUGCGUUGUCCGCAUCCCCCUCAGUCGCUGUGAGCGUUAUGGAUCAUGUAAAAAGUCUUGUAUUGCAUCUCGUGACCCGUAUUGUGGCUGGUUAAGCCAGGGAUCCUGUGGUAGAGUGACCCCAGGGAUGCUGCUGUUAACCGAAGACUUCUUUGCUUUCCAUAACCACAGUGCUGAAGGAUAUGAGCAAGACACAGAAUUCGGCAACACAGCUCAUCUAGGGGACUGCCAUGAAAUUUUGCCUACUUCAACUACACCAGAUUACAAAAUAUUUGGCGGUCCAACAUCUGACAUGGAGGUAUCUUCAUCUUCUGUUACCACAAUGGCAAGUAUCCCAGAAAUCACACCUAAAGUGAUUGAUACCUGGAGACCUAAACUGACAAGCUCUCGGAAAUUUGUAGUUCAAGAUGAUCCAAACACUUCUGAUUUUACUGAUCCUUUAUCGGGUAUCCCAAAGGGUGUCCGAUGGGAAGUGCAGUCUGGAGAGUCCAACCAGAUGGUCCACAUGAAUGUCCUCAUCACCUGUGUCUUUGCUGCUUUUGUUUUGGGGGCAUUCAUUGCAGGUGUGGCGGUAUACUGCUAUCGAGACAUGUUUGUUCGGAAAAACAGAAAGAUCCAUAAAGAUGCAGAGUCCGCCCAGUCAUGCACAGAUUCCAGUGGAAGUUUUGCCAAACUGAAUGGUCUCUUUGACAGCCCUGUCAAGGAAUACCAACAGAAUAUCGAUUCUCCUAAACUGUAUAGUAACCUGCUGACCAGUCGGAAAGAGCUCCCACCCAAUGGAGAUACUAAAUCCAUGGUAAUGGACCAUCGAGGGCAACCUCCAGAGCUGGCUGCUCUUCCCACUCCUGAGUCUACACCUGUGCUUCACCAGAAGACCCUGCAGGCCAUGAAGAGCCACUCAGAAAAGGCCCAUGGCCAUGGGGCUUCAAGGAAAGAAACCCCUCAGUUUUUUCCCUCUAGUCCGCCGCCUCAUUCCCCAUUAAGUCAUGGGCAUAUCCCCAGCGCCAUUGUUCUUCCAAAUGCUACCCAUGACUACAACACGUCUUUCUCAAACUCCAACGCUCACAAAGCUGAAAAGAAGCUUCAAAACAUUGAUCACCCUCUUACAAAGUCAUCCAGUAAGAGAGAUCACCGGCGUUCUGUCGAUUCCAGAAAUACCCUCAAUGACCUCCUGAAGCAUCUGAAUGACCCAAAUAGUAACCCCAAAGCCAUCAUGGGAGACAUCCAAAUGGCACACCAGAACUUAAUGCUGGAUCCCGUGGGAUCGAUGUCUGAGGUCCCACCUAAAGUCCCUAACCGGGAGGCAUCGCUAUACUCCCCUCCUUCAACUCUCCCCAGAAAUAGCCCAACCAAGCGAGUGGAUGUCCCCACCACUCCUGGAGUCCCAAUGACUUCUCUGGAAAGACAAAGGGGUUAUCACAAAAAUUCCUCCCAGAGGCACUCUAUAUCUGCUAUGCCUAAAAACUUAAACUCACCAAAUGGCGUUUUGUUAUCCAGACAGCCUAGUAUGAACCGUGGAGGAUAUAUGCCCACCCCCACUGGGGCGAAGGUGGACUAUAUUCAGGGGACACCAGUGAGUGUUCAUCUGCAGCCUUCCCUCUCCAGACAGAGCAGCUACACCAGUAAUGGCACUCUUCCUAGGACGGGACUAAAGAGGACGCCGUCCUUAAAACCUGACGUGCCACCAAAGCCUUCCUUUGUUCCUCAAACCCCAUCUGUCAGACCACUGAACAAAUACACAUACUAGGCCUCAAGUGUGCUAUUCCCAUGUGGCUUUAUCCUGUCCAUGUUUUUGAGAGGAUGAUGUUGUAACGGUACCUUAAAACAAGAGACUUGCUUGUAUUUUAAGAGAACCAAGUGGCCAAAGAAACUCUUUCUAACUUUGGCAACAUCAGAACUUGCCACAUGUAGCUACUGCAGCAAGGCUUCUGUGUACUUGCCUGAAAACAAAGGAAGGUGCUGGUCAUUCCAUUUCUUUUGUUUGAAGCUAAAGAGAUGUGUAGCUCCCAGGGGCUACCUUACCAGUAUAAAGAGCUGAUAACAGUACUCAGAAGAAUCUGUGAACAAAUACUUGAAAAUGGGUUCAAUGUUGACUGCCAUUAUGUGUGGUCUUCCCAUUAAAUGUGAACGUUUUAAUAUGUAUGCAUUCACCUUGCCUCUUGCACAAAUGUCGAAAAAAGAUGGUAAUGUCUCAAAGAAAUGAACUUGUAGAUUACCACGCAGUUUGCUAAAAAUUCAGUCUUUGACCCAAGCUGUAGCAUUUUUUUUUUCAUGUGUGGCAUUUUUUUCAUGCCACCAACAAACUUGUUGCGUGUGUGUGUGUGUGUGUUUGUGUGUGUGUGUGUGCUGUACCCACUAGGAUUUGUUUAGGUGCCCAUUGCAUCUUUUUGUGCUAUGGAGUUGUUUACAUUGAGCAUGACUGAACGAGAGACAAUACUACUUCCCACAGGAGUCCAUUGGGUUCAGCUUUGAAAGAGGAAUAGAAUCGAGGCUCCUUUGACCAUCAAAAUGAUGAACUUUACUUAUGUGGUACCCAAUGCCAGAAUGUAAGAGUUGCAAGUGAUUUUGUGCUGCUAUUCAUUAAAACUUCUAUUCCAGUCUUGCCAGCUUAAGGAGAUCAAGAUAUUAAGAGGUAUCCUUGAUUUAUUUUCCAGUAUUCAGUAGUAAAAUUUUCCUGUCCACUGUGAAUCAAAACCUGAGUCACUCUAUUUAACCUUAGACACAUUAAUAAGGUUUUAUUUUUAUUGUGUUUGGUUUUUUCCCGCAUAGUAAAAUUUCUCCUCCUUUAACUCCUCCUACCCCCCAAGGUAAAAAACAAAAAACAAACAAACAAAAAAUAGAAGACGAAAGAAAGACAUAUGAAAGGAAUUGUAAUUGGCUUAACAGAAACAGUCUGUGAAGACUAACAGUGGUGCAAUCAUGUUGUCUGUGUUGUGUUAUGUGAGAAUUUUCUCCUAAGUCAUGCAGGUAAUGACAAUAUACUGUAAAUACCACAUGUGAGUUUACCUGAAUCUGUGCAUUUUGUGCCUUAUUCAUGAGAAUGAUAGAAGUACUAAAAUCUGUCAAGUGUUUUCAGUAUAGCACAUUAUUUACUGAGUGCCAGUUGUAUAUGUUUUUCAACCAGCACCUGAAAAAGACUCUUUUCAAAAAAUCACAGAAACAAUCUAGAACAAUUAAUUGUUAACAUAAUCCAACCUCAGAGCAGCAUUACAUUCUUUGCCAUGAUAAACAUUCCACUCCUGCUUUCCUAAGGAUGAAACAGUGAUAAUGUGAACUCAAAUGAGGUUUCCUGGGUAAUGUGACACCUGCAGAAACUAUAGAGCGUCAUUUAUACGUAGUUUGGCAGAAACCACUUACAGUUGAUGAUGCGCAACCCUGCUGACUGUUUCAGUUAAUAUGCUGCAGACCACACAGUUGUUUAGUGAACCAAAUCUAGAAAGUACCAAGGCAGAGGAAUGCUCCUGCUGUAGUCAGGCAAAUAAGUUCAACUGGAUUUCUUUUGACAAUACUGUUGGUACCUAUUACUUUGGGGAGGACAGGUUGCAGAAGACCAGAUCAUUUUUAUACAGAAUGUGAAAUACUGAUACAGCUAUUCUUUUUUUUUUAAAGAACAUUGUUUUAUAAAGAACAUGAUUUCCAGUGAUCUCUGGAGGCGCUAAAGCUAAAAUUUCUGUUCUUGAAACACUUCAGCUUUGCAACUAAAAUAUUACAGAUUAAUAAUAAAUUAAACCAACCAAUGAUAAACACUACUCAGUCCACCAACAACAAACGUGUUUGAAUUCACCUUACCAAUAUUAAUCCCAGCGUGUGUAAAACGGAACAGUAACUCUAUGUGACCCCAGAUAACAUUUUGUAACAUUGUACUUCCUUGUAGUUUGUAAUGUGAGUUCAAUCAGUAUUUAUGUUGAAAUUUCUAACAUGAAAUCUAGUCUCUAUCCUGUUAAUUUAAUUUUUAAAUGCUUUAUCCAUUUGUGCAAAGGUAAACGCAGAUUGUAUCUUUUUUAAUGGUACGGCAUAAAAAGUAACCCUCAAGUGAAGUGGCUCUAUACUGUUUUAUAGAGUACUUUAACAUGUAUAGAUAUCUUGUAAACUUGUAUUGUGGAUGUGUAAAUAAUACGUACUUUGGGUUUUUAACACCGCAUGUAAAGUCAAAAUAAAAUAUACAAAUCAUUAUA